Molecule: messenger RNA, 1701 nt
Organism: Pectinophora gossypiella (pink bollworm)
Lineage: Eukaryota; Metazoa; Arthropoda; Insecta; Lepidoptera; Gelechiidae
Exons: 2
Coding region: 856-1701 (281 amino acids)
Source: RefSeq, a predicted model, not a curated record
AUUAUCAUGGAUAAACUUGUUGAAGGUCAAUGUAACAUUUUUGAAUUUACGUCAUUUCGCAAGGUGUUAUGGUUGUUGAAAACAUAUAUUUUUAUAUUUUUAAAUAUGGAAACACAACACUAUUGUCAUCACAUUCAGUCGCGGAGCUUUCGCUCGCACCUUCUCUCAAUACAAGACAAGACGCUGCUGUUUUAUUUCAUAAAUAUAAUUUCACCGUCCCGACACCCAAGGAUUUCUUCAUGGUCCUUCGAGCAACGUGAGCAUAGUGUGCAGAUCAUCUACAGGUGUUUGCGGCCAAAACGGUGCGACGGAUCAGCACGAUUUUUGCGUCAGAAGUUUACGUCGGUCAAGUUUGUGAGUCCAUUCCAGUCGCCAUUGUUCCUGAACAACGCGGUAAGAUUGUACUUCAUUCAUUCACUCAAUCAUCGUUGCCGCGGCGGAAGGACACACCGACGUCGAAGUGUUCAAAACCGGAGAAAGCAAUCUUCAUCUGCGUGUAACCGAAUUUACAAAGAAGAACUUCAAUAGUGUUCGUUUAUAUGUAACGAUUUUAUUUCGUCAAACACGCCGAAGAUAAAGGACAACACAAUACAAAUAAUAUUGCUAUCUCACUCACUCAUAGCAUAUUACGGAACAUUAAUAUUGCUACAAAAAACGCGAAGUUCGGAGUGAAGUGAGCGAUUUUUAGCAAUCAACGUUGUCGUUCAAUACAAUUGAUCUCGAUCCCAAUCUUAACAGGAAUUGUAUUGCAUCAUCUUUUUACCACGUUUUUGUAUACCGAACGACCAUAUUUUUUUCAGCAAAAGUGAAUUUAAACAAUUCUGUACUUGUUUAUAUAAUUAUGUAGUCAGUAAGAUGGCAAGCAACAAUGAGCUAUUUAACAGGCGGAAAUAUGUAAAAGGCACGAUGACGCGCCUACGCAACUCGCUAACGUCGGAAUUCCUCGCGUCCGCAUCCGAACAAAUGUUACGCACGAAGCAAGAACAUGCCCAGUUCAUCUUCAAGGAGUAUAUAGACCUGACUGUUCAGGUCAACGACGACCAUGAUCCCACUCGUGUUGAAGAGGCCUACUUUGCGUGUAUGGACUUACUGCGCACUACUUUGCAGUCAAGAUUCGGGACGACGGCGGCGGCGGCAAAGCCAAGUGGCGGUUCUAAUAACGUCACGUGUAAGUUAAAACUCCCUGAUAUCCAAAUACCACCAUUCGACGAUUUCAUAAAAUAUCUUGAAACAAGAGCUCUAGCUCUCGAAAACUCGAGCAACAAUGAUGUCAUCGGCGCUAGGAAAGUACAAGCUACUGCUGCAGUUACAAAUAAUCACGUAGCUAAGUGCUAUUACUGCGGUAAGUCAGAUCACAAAAUAUUUCCCAAGUUUUUGCUUGCAUCGAUUGCAGAACGUGUUGAAUGUGUUAAAGCUAAAAAGCUAUGCAAAACCUGCUUAAACAGCCCUACAGGGAAAUGUCGCUUUCAUUUUAAAUGCACUCACUGCAAGCAAAAUCACAACACGCUCUUGCAUGAUGGAAAUGAAACAUCUUCAUCAUCUGGUACUGAGGGUGGGGUGGCGUUGCUGUCAGGCUUGAAUGACAGCAACCAAGUUUUGUUGCCUGCUGCCAAGGUGAAAAUGUUAACUGAAAAUGGGCGGGAAUUGAUAGUCAAGGCUUUAUUAGACUCUGGCAGUCAUCUUUCAUUACAACUAAACUAG